This is a messenger RNA of Papaver somniferum (opium poppy), 1106 nucleotides long. RefSeq names its product thylakoid lumenal 17.9 kDa protein, chloroplastic. The transcript is spliced from 5 exons. Lineage: Eukaryota; Viridiplantae; Streptophyta; Magnoliopsida; Ranunculales; Papaveraceae. The record is from RefSeq and is a predicted model, not a curated record. The coding region runs from base 24 to 695 and encodes 223 amino acids.
AAGGGGUGUCUUUCCCUCCAAAAAUGAGUAAUCUGUUACUCCUCUUCCCUCAAUUUCCUCAAAUCUUUCCUCCAAAACAUUCAAAUACUUCAGUCUGUUGUUCUACUGAUCGAACCCAGACUUCUCAAAGUAAAAACAAUCUUCUCUUAUCAAAUUUGGUUUCGGUAGCAGUUGUUGUAAGUACUGCUUUGAAUUCUCCACUACCUUCACUAGCAAUUCCAUCAUUGAAUAAUUCUCGGAGUAAUUCCGCUGUUGUUAGUCCGACUACUCCGUUCUCACAGUCCAAAAACUUGAAGAUCGGAUUAGAAUAUGGGAAAAUUAGACCAUGUCCAUCGAUUAAUCCUAGUUGUAUAUCGUCGAAUCCUAAAUCAUCAAACUUCGCAUUUCCAUGGGUGAUUUCUAAGAAUGAAAUUGAGAAUGCAGUUCAGAAAUUGCAAGAAGCAAUAAUGGAAACACAGAAAAAUGCAAAGAUCUUAGUCAUUGAAGAUACUCUGGAUGGGAAAUACGUACAAGCCGAGAUUGAGAAUGGAGGGUUUGGUAACAAAGAUGUGGUGGAGUUUUUAGUGAAAGGAGAUGUGGUUUCAUAUAGAUGUAUGGCUCAGAAAGUAACUUAUGUGUAUCCAUUCACCACUGCCUUUGGUGAUUCAAAGGGACAAGAAGAAAGAAUGAAGAAAAUCCUCGACCAGUUGGGUUGAACAACAAGAAAAACGAAAAACAACACAAAAGGGAAAGAGAAUUAGCCCACUGGGAUGGAAUCCACUCGACAGGAAGGGGAGAAUGAAGUUACCACCAUUCACUGAUGUGAUUGGAUGCAGUGUAUUUUGCCAGAAUGUGAGCUGCUGUAAUCUUUCCUGACAAACUCGAUGGAGUACUCUUGAAUCUCGCCUACAAUAUUUCUGACACACCAAGGGACUUGCUUUAACUUCUUGGACAAAGUGAGAACCUUCGAAAAUGACUUUGUUCAGUCCCUCCAGAGCGCUUUUCAGCUUGUCAAGAGCUUACUGCAUGCAAGUUCCUGACCCUGCUUCCUUUGAAAUAACCUGCAUGAUCACAGGCAAUUAAGCCAAUCGCAGUUAUAGUAAUGUUGGAAAUGAAACAAGUGUCAC